AUGGAGGACUGCAGGCGUGCCAUGGCCUUGAGGGCCGUGUACGCGAUUGGUGCGCGCCAGGUCGAAAUGGCAGUCACCUAUUACACGGCAGUAACGGGCAAUGGCUGGAGACUCAUCAAAAAAGUGGACUAUGAGGAGAACCGUCAAGCGAGUAUGGCGACGCCAGCCUACACCGCCGCUAUGGCGCGUGCCGACGACUGGCGUUCUCCCACUCCCCGCCCUCAGCCCGAGACCAAGGACAAGCUCCCUCAGCACCUCCUGUCACUUUCACACGUGCCAACCCACCUGCGACCACCCUUUGCUGGCCUUCUCUCCAGAACCACUCGCCCCGACCUCAAUGCGAUCGAGACCGAGAUGCGCAGAAUGCAGAGCGCCAGCCUCUUGCCCCAUCGCACGGUACAUCUCUCACGCGAGGAGGACUGGUUGGGACACCCACCCUGCGCUGUCGCGUUCCAAGCUCGCCGGACCCAUGCUGACGCUGUGCCCCGGGUCGGUGGUUCAGUGUGGGAGGGCGCUGACGAUGAGGACCCGUACCCUGGUCAGAACCUCUUACGCGGCCUCGGUCUCGACUACGCUGAGGAGCGUAACCCUUACGUCAAGAAGUCUGCGGGCCGCGACCUUGACGAGACACACGACAGCGUGCAGGUGUUGGGCCACAUCGAGGCGCCGACCUGGGCCACCCUCAACCUCCCCCAAUCCGGUCCCGACUUGUACUGUGAAUCAACCCUGCCCCUUUGGGGUUCCAGCUACGACAUGAAGACCAGGCGCAAGGAGCUGCAGAAGAUGUCGAUCUUGGACCGGGCAGACAAUUCGACCUUGACAAUCGACUAUCGCAAGGACUCUGGCCAAGGCAACUCCAUGGACGUUGACGCUCCACUCUCGGGUGAGUAUGACGUCUCCGGAAUUGGACGCGAAGAAGACCCAUUCGCCCCUGCCGAAGAGUUUGUCGAGGACUUUGAUGACGAGCUCCCCUUCUGGGAUGCAUAG
Molecule: messenger RNA, 987 nt
Organism: Apiotrichum porosum
Lineage: Eukaryota; Fungi; Basidiomycota; Tremellomycetes; Trichosporonales; Trichosporonaceae
Exons: 4
Coding region: 1-987 (328 amino acids)
Source: RefSeq, a predicted model, not a curated record